Molecule: messenger RNA, 3094 nt
Organism: Erinaceus europaeus (western European hedgehog)
Lineage: Eukaryota; Metazoa; Chordata; Mammalia; Eulipotyphla; Erinaceidae
Gene: ZNF286A
Product: zinc finger protein 286A
Exons: 5
Coding region: 258-1934 (558 amino acids)
Biological process (GO): regulation of transcription by RNA polymerase II
Molecular function (GO): DNA-binding transcription factor activity, RNA polymerase II-specific; RNA polymerase II cis-regulatory region sequence-specific DNA binding
Source: RefSeq, a predicted model, not a curated record
GACUCGCGGGUGCUUCUGGGAGUUGUAGUUCCUAAGAGCGAUGCGGCCUGCGAGCCUCGCUUGCGCUCUGACCCGCGCAUGCGCGACUGCGAGCUGGGCCGAGAAGUUCGCAGCCUUUGUGGGCCGGGGAGGGGCGGGGAGUUAGUGCGGGGCGAUCGGGGGAGCGGCUCGUGCGGGAGGGCGCCGCGGGAAAGGAGCCUGGCGGGGAGACCCUGAGCCCCCGCAUCUACCCCGGACCCGGCGUGGGAGGGGGGGCGAUGCCGGGACGCCUCGGUUUCCAGGUUACCGCGCACAGGCGGAGCCUGAGUCCCCGGGAUGCAGGGGGGCGGGGGUUGGGGGGGAGCCCUGAGACCCCCCAGGAGGUGCUGGCCAUGGACACAGACUGGGCCGAGAGGUCCGAGGAGACAGAUUUGUCUUCCCAGGAUCCUCCCUUUGCCCAAGAGAAGAGCAUAAAAGGUGGAGAGACUGCAGCUCUGUGCCUCACAGCCAAAUCCCAAGCAUCACUGACUUUCAAGGAUGUGGCCAUGGACUUUACCCCGGAGGAGUGGGGGAAGCUGGAUCCAGCUCAAAGGGAUGUAAUGCUGAAGAAUUAUAAGAACCUGGUCUCAUUUUGGCUUCCAGUUUCCAAAGCCAAAAACUGCAGUUUGGAGAAGGAAAAAGAACCAUUGAUGCUUGAGAGAAAGAAAACCCAAAACAGCUGUUCAGGCUUGGAGACUAAACCUGAGAGUAAAGAUUCAACUUCAGUGCAAAAUUUUUCCAAAGAAGAAUCAUGUCAAAUUGCAAUAAUGGAGAGACUGACAAGGAAUACUGUCUAUAACUCCAGUUUGGAAACAACUCUUGAAUGUGAAAAUUGGCUAAAGCAUCAGCAAGGAUGUCAGGAGAGACAUUUAAAAGAUAUGUUCACUCAUGUAAAUUCACUUUCAGUAGAAAGAACUUGUAAACAUGAUAUAUAUUGGAAAUCCUUUAAUCAGAAUUCUGUCCUUACUGAAGACAGAGUUUUGAAAGGGUCCUAUACUUUCCAUGCACAUGAAAAAAAAUUGAAACCAAAAGCAAAUUUAGUGAAAAAGAAGAGAACCUAUAAGGAGAAAAAGCCUCAUAAAUGUAAUGAUUGUGGUGAACUUUUCACUUACCAGUCAAUACUUAUUCGACACCAGAGAGUUCACACUGGAGAGAAGCCCUAUAGCUGUGAUGAUUGUGGGAAAUCUUUCAGUCACAGAGCUAAUUUAACUAAACACCAGAGAACUCAUAGUAGAAUUCUUUUUGAGUGUAGUGAGUGUAAGAAAGCAUUCACAGAAAGUGAAUCCCUUGCAAUACAUCAAAGAAUUCACAUUGGAGAGAGACCUUAUGAAUGCAAUGAAUGUGGGAAAGGUUUUAAUCGAAGUACACAUCUUGUGCAGCAUCAGCUGAUUCAUACUGGAGUGAAACCAUAUGAAUGUAAUGAAUGUGAUAAAGCUUUCAUUCAUUCAUCAGCACUCAUUAAACAUCAAAGAACUCAUACUGGAGAGAAGCCCUAUAAAUGCCAGGAGUGUGGAAAAUCCUUUAGCCACUGUUCAUCACUUACUAAACAUCAAAGAGUUCAUACUGGAGAAAAGCCAUAUGAAUGCAGUGAAUGUGGAAAAACCUUUAGUCAGAGUACACAUCUUGUUCAGCAUCAAAGAAUCCAUACUGGAGAGAAACCCUACAGAUGCAAUGAAUGUGGGAAAACCUUCAGCCGAAGCUCAAAUUUUGCAAAACAUCAAAGAAUCCAUAUUGGAAAGAAACCAUACAAAUGUAGUGAAUGUGGAAAAGCCUUCAUUCACUCAUCAGCACUUAUUCAACACCAGAGAAUUCAUACUGGAGAGAAACCCUAUAAAUGUAAUGCAUGUGGAAAAAGCUUUAAGUGCAGUUCAUCCCUCAUCAGACAUCAAAGAAUUCACACUGAAGAGCAAUCCUGAAAAUUUAGUGAAUGUUAAGAAAUAUAAAUUGGUUUUAUCUCUAUUAAGCAUCAGGUGUUUAGCUAGAAUUAUAAAAUGCUGCUUAUGGGCCAAUUCUGUAUGAAUCUGGUGUUAUAUAGUAUAAUGCAUAAUUUAAACCAUAAUCCAUUGGUAUGUUAAUAACAAAAACUUCUGAGUUCCUAACACCUAAGAUUUUGAUCCCCAACACUCUCAUGUACAUUUAUUUUGUGGAAAUUCAAUGAAUCCUUGGGAGUAUGAUGCCAAUGUGAUAAUUAUGAGAUUCAGUAUGUGUGUCCUCUCCCAGCCCCCAUGCCGUAUUUCAUAUCAAAGUCCUAUUAUAAUUUAUUCCAUUCUUAGAAAAUUCUUAUGGGAGUCGGGCUGUAGUGCAGCAGGUUAAGCGCAGGUGGCGCAAAGCACAAGGACUGGCAUAAGGAUCCCGGUUCAAACCCCGGCUCCCCACCUGCAGGGGAGUCACUUCACAGGUGGUGAAGCAGGUCUGCAGGUGUCUAUCUUUCUCUCCUCCUCUCUGUCUUCCCCUCCUCCAUUUCUCUCUGUCCUAUCCAACAACGACAACAAUAAUAAUAACUACAACAAUAAAAAAAAAUUCUUAUUUGGUAGGUUAGACAGACUUUUUAUCCUCAUUAGAAGAUACAUUAUUCCUCUUUGUAUCUAAAAUUGAUGUUCAGAAAGUAUCAUUUCUACAUGGAAAAAGAGAAAAUUAACUGAAUAGGACACAUCUUACAAUAUAUGUGACCCAAAUUCAACUUAAGCACCAUAUAAGAGGUGCUAUAAUAUUGGAAAUCUCUGGUGUUAUGAUGUCUAUCCCUCUUUCUCCUUGAAAAAGAAGACUGGGAGCUGUAAAUCAUGCAUGUGUGCGGCCCCAACUUCACAAAUUAAAAAAGGGACAAUUUUCCAGAAGGUGUCAUUUCUUUUAUAUUAGCUACAAAAAGACUAAGAACUGAAAUAUUCUUGAAUUCCUUGACUUUCUCCAAAUGUUAUUUAUGAUUAUAUAAACAAAACUAGAAUUUGUUCACAAAAGAAAUAAUAUAACCCUAUAGAUUGUGCUGGUCCUUGAGAUCAAUAGUAUUCCUCUGCUAUAUAAAAGUUAAUUUUUACUUGUGGGAAUUAUCCUUAAAAUAGAGAAUAUGUCAAAGUCCUAA